This is a messenger RNA of Humulus lupulus (European hop), 2307 nucleotides long. RefSeq names its product serine/threonine-protein kinase STY8-like. Gene Ontology annotation, molecular function: protein kinase activity; ATP binding. Bases 305 to 1957 code for a protein of 550 amino acids. The transcript has 16 exons. Gene Ontology annotation, biological process: protein phosphorylation. NCBI's taxonomy places the organism in Eukaryota, Viridiplantae, Streptophyta, Magnoliopsida, Rosales, Cannabaceae. The record is from RefSeq and is a predicted model, not a curated record.
AAAUGACUACUAAAAGAGAAGAAAAAAACCAAUCUGACAUUCUUUCUUUUUACUCGAACUAAUUUUAUCUGAAACAAAAAAAAGUUUAGGACGAAAUUACCCUCCGUUUUGUUCUCAAAUACCGGAAGACUCCAACUUUGUCUUCCGAUUCCACUCAGUCAAAGAUCCUCUUCCAACGACUGAUGAUCAUCAACGAUUUUUCUCCCCUAACUCUAUGAUUUUUUCCCUUCACUUUCUUGCGUUUUCUCUUCUAUUUUCCAUUUUCAUGGAAAGCUAGCUAGAUAACUUUGUUGACCGCGAAGCAAUGGAUUUCGCCGAAGGCGUUGGGGAGAGCUCGUCGCCGCCGAGAAGCUUCGGGAGUUUCAGUAACUACGAUGUACGGAACGAUGUGUUUAAUCGCUUGGUAGUGAACGGCCAUGACGAAGCUGUGACCAAUCCUGAGUUUCGCGAACAGUUAGAUGCUCAUUUCAACCGCUUGCCCGCUAGUUAUGGACUUGAUGUUAACAUAGAUAGAGUGGAAGAUGUUUUGCUACAUCAAAAGCUUCUUGCAUUGGCUAAAGACCCAGAGAAGCGGCCUGUUUAUCAUAUUCGUUUUUUGGAGAAUAUUUCUAGAACAGAUGGUAAUGACAUUCAAGACUUUUCAAGUAUUCUUACAACACCAGGACCAUCAGUUGAUGGAGCUAAUGAAGUUCUGUCACAUAAGAGAACCAGAAACCACACAAGUGACUUUGAACCUUGCUCCAAGCUUGAGGACCUAAAUUUGGAUGUUGGAAAGAAGAAUUCUAAGGACAUGGAGGAACAAUGUGCAAAGACGAUGCUUUUCAGAAGGCAAGAUAAUUCUAAUACUCAUAUCCAUGAAGUCAUAUUCUCCACUGUUGACAGGCCUAAGCUUCUUAGCCAGCUCUCUACUUUACUUUCUAAUAUAGGACUCAACAUUCGUGAAGCACAUGUGUUCUCAACGACUGAUGGCUUCUCCUUGGAUGUAUUUGUGGUGGAUGGAUGGCUUGUUGAGGAUACAGAUGGUUUAUAUGAAGCUAUGGAAAAGGCAAUUUCCAAAAGCGAGGGAUCAUGGUCUAAAUCUUCGCAUUCUCAUUCGGCUACAGAGAAAUCGUUGGCAACGCCCUCCAAACUUGGAGAAUGGGAAAUAGAUAGAAGAUUACUGAAAAUAGGGGAGAGAAUUGCAUCUGGAUCUUGUGGAGACUUGUAUCGUGGAGUUUAUUUUGGUGAAGAUGUUGCAGUUAAGAUUCUUAGAUCUGAGCAUUUGAAUGGUGCUCAAGAAGAUGAGUUUGCCCAGGAAGUUGCAAUUCUAAGGGAGGUUCACCAUAGAAAUGUUGUUCGUUUUAUUGGUGCAUGCACAAAGUUUCCCAAUUUGUGCAUAGUGACAGAGUUUAUGCCUGGAGGAAGUCUAUACGACUAUUUGCACAAGAAUCAUAAUGUCCUGAAGCUCCCACAAUUGCUGAAGUUUGCAAUUGAUGUCUGCAGAGGAAUGGAGUACCUGCAUCAAAAUGACAUAAUCCAUCGGGAUCUGAAGACAGCUAAUUUGCUUAUGGACACUGACAAUGCCGUUAAGGUGGCAGAUUUUGGUGUUGCUCGAUUCCAGAGUCAAGGGGGAGUAAUGACAGCAGAAACUGGAACAUACAGAUGGAUGGCACCUGAGGUUAUAAACCAUCAACCAUAUGACCAGAAUGCUGAUGUAUUCAGUUUCUCGAUUGUACUCUGGGAGCUCGUGACGGCUAAGAUUCCAUAUGAAUCCAUGACUCCUUUACAAGCUGCGCUAGGAGUGAGACAGGGUUUGCGCCCGGAACUUCCUAGUAAUGCACACCCGAAACUGUUAGAACUAAUGCAGAGAUGUUGGGAUGGAACUCCAUGCGAUCGUCCUUCCUUCUCUGAUGUAAGAGCUGAGCUUGAAAAUCUCCUCAUAGAAGUUCAGGAAAAUUCAGAAGUAAAUGGCACUUAAAAACAACUACACAAAACACUCAAACCGGCUCAUUUUUAAGCAUAUUCAGAUGAGGAUUUGCUUUCCUUUUUUUUUGUUUUUGUCCCUUUGUUUCUCCACAUAAUUAUAGAGGUUAACUUAUAUAUGUAAAAGUAAAAAGUGAGGGAAGUGAAGUAAAAAUUAUAGAGGCUGUCCGACACGGGAAAUAUACGAGCAUAAUACUACUAAGUUAUCUCCUAAACUGUACCUUAAAGCAAUCUCCUGUCGAAUUCAUUGUAUAUUAUUGCUUAGCUUUCGAACACGAUAUGUAUAUUUCAUUACUAUCUAUAGUAUAUAUUUGAAAGUGGGCAUAGAUGCUGUUGUUGAUUGGA